AUGUCUUAUCCGCCUCUGCCGGCGUCGCCUACGCUGACGAACCCAGAUAUGAUAUUACCAGAUUACGAAGAUACCUACUCUUCCCCAGAUAGAUCACAGUCGCCUUUGACUAUGUGGAAGAAUACACAAAUUGCCAGUAUGAGCUUUGAUCUUACUCCUCAAGCCUUCACAGGGCCCGUCACCCCUACUACCCCCAUCAUAUACGGAAACGGGACGAUGCUUUCGGAUAUUGGUGAGGUUACAGAGGUUGAGAGUACCUGUCCUCCGAAUAAGACACGAUCCGGGUCUACGCGUAGUGGCGAUUCGAUACAACCGGCAUCCAUGAUGCAUUACGAGACGCUGAAGAAGAAGGAUUCGAAACUUUCUCGCGAUAGGCGAGCAUCAAUGGACUCGACAAGUACCAUUACCACCCACGAGCAAGCUGCAUUAUUUGCCGACUUUGACGAUACUGUCAGUGUCGAUGACAGCAACUUUCAAGGUGAUGACGAAGAAAGUGUUGCCGAUUCGUUCAUCGACGAUGCAUCUGUUCAGGGACAUGUCUUACCAAGUAGUGAGGUCCGGGCUAGAAUUGGAGAAGAGCGCUACUCAACUGCGCUGAGUCGAAGAGCGGAGCAGAUUUUAGCAAAUGCCAAACGACGAUUGACGACCAUGGAAGGAAAUUUGAACCGGGCACGAACCCUGCACUCCCCUACCCUAUCUACUGAUUCAGGUUCAACAGCUUCACCCACCAUGUCUCGGCCUACAACUGCACUCCACCGCGAUCACGAUUCCACUCGCCGCAAGAGUGGGCAUGGCCACACGAGAAUAUCUAGCGAGAACAAUAUUCCUACCCUUCCGCUUGAUGUGAUUAAGCCAGGUGUAUAUGUGCCGAGAUCUUCGAGUGCCUUGGGUGCAGCAGGUGGAUAUCGGCCACCUCUCCACAGCCCUCGUAGCGCGGAUUACAUCAAUGAGGGUGCUAAAACAUCUUUCUAUGCUAAGGAGUCUAUCCUCGAACCAUUAAGCGAGGAUGAUGCCUCGCAAGAGGUGGAUUCGUCAAGACCGAGUUUGGAGAAUUCGAGAUUGGAUACAUUUCUAAGUCCGACUUUUGGGUCUUACACUGACAAGGGGCUAAGAAGAUCUGCGUCAACAGCACAAAUGCGAGAUCUAAAAGACCAGAUGAAAGAUCUCAAAGGAAGACUGUCCACGCUAAGGGACCAAGCCCGAGCGGAUAGCUUAAAGCGUCAAAGUAACCAAAACCUGCGAACACCUAGUCCUUUCACGCACGCUCGGGUUGACCAGUGGUAUGCUGACACGGCACAAUAUGAGGACGACAGUCCUAUUCAUAGCGGUUAUCAGUCGCAGCAAUCGAAUGAUGAUGUUUCAAGUAUCGAUGUUAACGAGGGGCGUUUGGCGGCGAAACGUGUGAUACUUGAAACUGAUGAGCAGGUCCCGAAGGAUAUCUCCACGGAGGAAAUCGUUCCAGUGCAGUCAAAGGGCAUUGAAAGUAGUUCUCAUUCACCUGAAAAUGACGACCCAUCAAUAAUUAACCAAGUAGAGGAUGACUUUGAUAUGAAAACAGAGGAUGGUUACGAUGACAGUGAUGGGACAGAGAAAGGCGAGGAGCAGCAGGAACAAGUGGAGCUAGAAGAGAACCACGAACAGGACCUGGUAGAUGAUAGUGCAAGCGAGAGUGGCGCGUCUUCGUAUUACGAUUCCGUCCAAAACCAGGUUUCUCAUGAGGAUCGCGAGGAUGCUUUCGACUAUGAGCAUUUCUUCCUGCACAGCGCAAUGGGUAGUAUGAGCCGAAGUAGGUUGAGAAGCAAGGGCAGCCGCGAGAGUUUUAGCUCCGAAGACUCGGUAGAGACGACCCGAGGACCAGUUGCAUCCACCAACAUGACAUCUUCCAGUAAGAUAGGAAGGCAUUCUCGCAGAGGCAGUACCGGCUCGAUCUCAUCCGUAGACUCGUUUGCAACAGCUACAGAGGGUCGGAGUACGAGGACAGAACAUUUUGUGGAGGUCUACAGUGAGUACGGCGUCAUAGUACCCAAACGUGCCCGAACGCAUACGCCAGAUACGGCAAAACGAGCUGGCUUUUCCACCGAGACGAGCGAUUCUAGUUCCGAUAAGAGUCGAUUUAGACACUCCGAUAUCCGACGACCGCAGAGUAGCGCGGCAGCAUUCAUGCAUCGUCCUUCGGUAUCGUCGUUAGACUCGAAUAAGACACAUAGGAGCUUCCCUUUGGUGAAUAAGCCGAAUGUUAAAGGUGGCAUGUUAACGCCACGAGAAUCACCGGACCGGGAGUUGGAGCAAAUCUCGGAAGUUAUUCUGAACGAGAGUGCCUCCAGCAGCCAGAGCGGAGAUAGUAGAGCAACUCCGAUUGAGAUGCUACAAAAAGACGAUCGAAUACUUGUUGAACGUCUGGUUGCCAGCCUUGGCCGAUGUGUUCUCGGUUUGGCCGAAUCCGGCCGCGGUACAGCUGAGUAUCGGGCGUACCGGAGGAAAAUAGAGGUGGCGAGACGAGCUUUGGAGGGUUUGGACGGAUCCGCGUAA
Molecule: messenger RNA, 2529 nt
Organism: Daldinia loculata
Lineage: Eukaryota; Fungi; Ascomycota; Sordariomycetes; Xylariales; Hypoxylaceae
Exons: 2
Coding region: 1-2529 (842 amino acids)
Source: RefSeq, a predicted model, not a curated record